Molecule: messenger RNA, 6598 nt
Organism: Linepithema humile (Argentine ant)
Lineage: Eukaryota; Metazoa; Arthropoda; Insecta; Hymenoptera; Formicidae
Source: RefSeq, a predicted model, not a curated record
ACGCAACAUGGUGAAUACGACGGACGCUUGCGAGACCCGCGAUCCGUGUCAGCAUGGUGGCAUUUGCAUUUCUACGGACAGCGGACCGAUCUGCGAAUGUCGCACCGGUGAUUACGAGGGUGCAUACUGUGAAAAAGAAGCAUGGAGCACGGUGCUGCCCACGGCAGGUGCUGGAGAUUACUGGGCGUGGGAUUACAACAAAGCUCCUUCGGAAGCGUCCUUCAGAGGAACUGAGUAUCUCACAAUAAAUUUGAGUAAAGGAGAACCAGUACUCAGUACACAGGAAUCUAUAAGCCUCCAGUUCAAAACUAGACAACCGAAUGGACUUUUAUUUUAUUCCGGAGAGGGUGAUGAUUAUCUCACCGUGUCGCUGAGAGACGGAGGCGCCGCGGUCGGGAUGACGUUGGCCAAAGGAAGAUUGGAUCUGCACAUAAAACCGGCCAGGGUGCGGUUCGACGAUAAUCAAUGGCACAAAAUCGUCGUCCACAGGAAAGUUCAAGAGAUCUCUUCAAUAACCAGCUUUUGCAGGCUUUCUGCUAUUGUCGAUGGGGUUUAUGCCGAGCACGGACAUACCGCAGGAUCAUUCACACAUUUGGCAAGCGAUCGACUUCUCGUCGGUGGAGGCGCUAAUGCAAAGUCCUUGCAAGGCGCAAAGGGGAUCAACAACUUCGUCGGAUGUCUAAGAAAGGUCGAAUUUGCUGCGGAGGGAAUAAAAAUGGAACUGAUAGAGGCAGCCAGAAGCGGUGCGGCGGGUGCUGCGGCUUGGGGAAAAAUGGAUUUUCACUGUCGCGAACCUAAAGCCUCGGACCCGAUCACAUUUACUACCAGGGACUCACAUCUCAAGGCUGGAGCGAUGAUAAAUGCAAGGCGACUCCACGGCACUUUGGUCACCUUCACCAGCCCAGAGUCCCACCUGGUUUUGCCACCUUGGAAGGCCGCCAAGUCUGGGAGUAUAUCCUUCAAAAUUCGUACGAACGAACCCAAUGGACUGAUUAUGUAUAGCCGUAGCGGAGCGCACACGAGACAAGAUCUGUUUGCCUUCGAAAUUCUUGGCGGACAUCUUUAUCUGCAUGCCGAUCUUGGAAGUGGCCCUGUUAAAGUGAGAUCAUCAAAGACACGCGUCGAUGAUGGCGUUUGGCACGAUGUUGCUCUCAGAAGAGUUGAGAGAGAUGGUCGAGUCACCGUCGACAGCUAUACAGUCGAUUUUCGGACGCCAGGCGAUUCUACGCAAUUAGACUUAGAUGGCUUGUUGUAUAUCGGUGGUGUGGGUGCACCCUUUGCACCCUUAACUGUGCCGCCUGUUUUGUGGACGGGAGCUCUUCGACAAGGUUACGUAGGUUGCAUGAGGGAUCUCGUUAUCAAUGGACAUACAGUAGAUAUCGCGGGAUACGCACAGCAGCAGGAUUCCGGUGCAGUGAGACCCGCGUGCCAUAUUCAACCCGCACAUUGUCCUUCGCAACCGUGUAUGCACAAUGGCCAUUGCCUCGAAGGUUGGAAUCGAUUUCACUGCGAUUGCACCGGCACACCUUUUACAGGACCCACCUGUGGAAAAGAUGCAUCGACACUGCAUCUGAACGGCACGCAGCAAAUGACAGCGCUGAUGCCGGAAGAUUCCAGGACGCAGGCGGAGGAAAUCGUUAUACGUUUUAAGACAGCGAAACCACGUGGCCUUCUUUUAGCGACAAGCUUGGAAAACAACCCCGACCGUUUGCAAAUUUAUCUGAAGGAGAGCAAGGCGCAGAUGCUGAUUCACAUUGGUGAUCGAGAAAAGAUACUGGAGGCUGGACAAGGUCUUAACGAUGACAUGUGGCACACUCUGAGGUUUUCCAGACGGUUUAAUUCACUCAAGUUCCAGAUCGACGAUGAAACACCAAUACGAGCGGAGACUCAGCUAGGAAAGCAGGGCAUCUUGGAAUUCCGUACUCUCCACGUAGGCGGAUAUCUUCACGCAGGCGAGGACAUACCGCAUUUCGUGGGACAAUUGCAGCAGAUCUGGUUCAAUGGAUAUCCGUACUUGGAGAUUGCGCGCAGUGCUGGAAGUCAUCAAGCGUCGCAUCAGGGUGUCACACCCAUCAUCAGGGUCACUGGCAAAUUUGGGAAGAGGAAUCAUCCGGUUCAUCAUCCGGUGACCUUUACCUCCAAGCAUACCUUCGUAGGACUUCCAGUGCUCAAAGCAUACGUGGAAACAAAUAUCUAUUUCCAGUUCAAAACACGCGAAGCGAACGGCUUGAUCCUUUAUAACGCUGGCAGAGAACAUGACUUCAUUGCAGUUGAGUUGGUUACUGGACACGUUCAUUACGUGUUUGACCUAGGCGAUGGACCCGUCAGGGUCAGGGACACUUCGAAAUCAAAGUUAAAUGACGGCAAAUGGCAUGCCGUGAGCAUCGGUAGACCUGCAUCAAAGAGGCAUACUCUUGCUGUAGACGAUCAUGUGACCGCUGUCAACAGCCAGGGCAGCAACGAAAAUCUCGAUCUCGAUGGCAUCUUGUAUAUAGGCGGAGUAGAAAAGACGCAGUAUAGUCAAUUGCCAAAGCAGAUUCUCAGCCGUCACGGAUUUGAGGGGUGUCUGGCGUCGUUGGAUCUCAGCGGGGAAAGCACCGACCUCAUUACUGACGCUGUCGUGCCGAGUUCCCUCGUCACAUCAGGAUGCGAUGUUUACACCAACCUACAUCCGGGCAAGAAGUGUACUCAUGAUCUCUGUGCCAAUCACGGCACAUGUGUGCAGCAAUGGAACAGCUACACAUGCGAUUGCGACAUGACAAGUUUUACUGGACCAACUUGCAAUGAUGAGGCUGUUGCUUACGAAUUUGGAGCCGGAAGAGGAAUUAUUACAUAUACCUUUCCGGCUGAUCGUCGACCGGAAAUGAAAAGGGACACCGUGGCUUUAGGUUUCGUCACCGGCGUUAGCGAUGCUGUGCUGCUUAGAAUAGAAUCAGCGUCGAGUAACGAUUAUCUCGAGAUCGAAAUUGUGGAGGGUAAUGUCUUUGCAGUUUACAAUAUGGGCACCAACGAUCAUCCAAUCGGCGAAGUUGGCGUGAAAGUUAAUGACAACCAAUAUCACGUGGUUAGAUUCACCAGAACAGGACCGAACAGCACAUUACAAGUCGACGAUUACAAUCUACAGUCUAAUCAUCCGUCUGGUCAUCAGUUGACGGUAUUCAAUAGCCAGUCCACGAUCCAAGUAGGCGGACGAUGGAAUCGCAGCAAAGGCAGAGUGGAGCGACCAUUCUUGGGUGUAAUAGCCGGUCUGGUCAUUAAUGGUGCCAGAAUUUUGGAGUUGGCGGCAGCCAAAGAUGGUAGAGUCAUGACCAGAGGAGAUGUGCAGCUCUUACCAGCCGGAAGCCUCGUGGAUCACGCCGCGCCGUUGCAAAAAAUGCAACAGACACCUGCAUCCGGUUUUCCCGGUGUCAUGGACGAUCUUAUAUUCUCCGGCGCUGGAAGUGGUUGCGCCGGUGAUGACGAAGACGAGGAAUGCACGCCAAUCUACGAGUCUGGUUCCGAUGACAUCAUUACGCCAGUAUACGUGGCGCCUACGCGAUUACCAACAACGCUAAGGCCAAAGCUGCACAAGGAUAAAAUCCAAGAACGACCGUCUUGCGACGACGAAGAAGAUUGCGAAGAGGGUUCGGGCGAUCCUAGAACAACAGAAGAGAUUUUUGUCACGUCGACCAGCGAUAUCAGCUCGGUGACAUACACGACGCCGCGCGAGUACUCGACAAGCCAUAUCAGCACGCAGACGUCAACGACAUCGUCAACAACGUUGAGCCACGACAUCGUCACCGUCUCCGUCCAAUACAAUGUGUCAACCACAGAUCUCGAGACCAGCCAUGGCAGCACCGCCGUGACGCACCGAUCGACAACCGUGACAACGCCGUCAACCACAACGGAAAUGACGGAACCGCCGCCACCACCCCCGCCGCCGAUGUACCCGCCGAUGCCUACUCCGCCCAAGAACAAUAACAACAAGCGAAUCACUUCCGAAGCGGCCGAGAACGCCGCGCUCAUAAUCGGCAUCAUAGCCGCCGCACUGAUAGCGAUAGUUCUGGUCAUCCUUUUAAUCCUCAAGUUCAAGAACCGGCCUGAGACGAGCUACAAGGUGGACGAAACAAAAACGUUCUGCCAGGAUCCGAACGCGGCCCUGCUAGGUGCCGCAGGCUCCGGCCAACCCUUUAAUGGUGCUCUCAAGAAUGGCGCCAACGGCAGCAAAAAUAACAAGAAACGAGAACUGAUAGACAUUAAAGAGUGGUACGUGUAAAGAGGCGUAUGUUACACAGCGGAACACUAUCUUGUGUGUUUGUGUAACGAAAAUCCUCGCCGCCUUUCGUCACCUUUCGUCGUUUAUCGUUGGAAAGGAUGAGAAAGAGACGCAUCAUAGAGGAACGAAACAAUUCUCGCGGGUGUGCAAAAACGCGUGCGCAUUCUCGAGGAGAGCUUUUUCCUGCGCGUUGUGUAUUAUUAGACAAGUUUCACGAAUGCGAGUUCCAAAAGUUUCGAACUUCUAUUUCGAGAAUCGAUACCAAUACGUGGAAAGUGUUCGAAUGCUCUUCGCGAGAAUUUUCUUCGAGCUGCUUACUGCGUAACAAACAAUUUUCACGGAGAUGCCUCGUAAGGUCUGAAAAGAUCAACGCCGGAUAUGAACAGAUAGUUAUAAAUGCGUAUGCAAUUCUCGAAGGAUUUAAAAAGACAUUCUGGCACUUCGAAUCAUCACCGCGAUUACGCGCUGUUAAAUAAAAAUUCUUCUAUGACACUUGAGAAGAAUUUAAAGCAGAUAAGAGAUUGAUCGACGAUUAUGAUCAAGUAUUCUUGAUAAAACAUCUUCUAAGAGUUCUUGCUUGAAAAGCGAGAUCUCUAGAUUGCACGCCCAGAGAUAAGCAUGUGUUUCCCUUUGGAAAUAAGCAUUUGUCGAGGCAUCGAUCUGAUCUACGCUAACUUCGAUUGAAAAAUAUAGGAAAUUGUCUUUAAUUCUAAGACGAAUUGAUCGUCAGGCAGGAUGGAUUGCGUUUAGAAAAGUCCCUCGAGCUCCUUGCUUUCGCGAAGAAAGUCAACGAGACGCGAAAUAUCGAUCAACGAUCUAGCACUGCUCCUCUUGUUUCCUCGACACGAAAUCUCAGGACAAAAGCUAGACAUGUGGCAAGGAUCGAGCAUCGAUCGCGAACGUCUUGAAAGAAUUUGUUCGUCUUUCUCAUUUAUCGCGAAUUUUUGCAAACCGAUUGAAUAACGGCUUGCAACCGUUCCUCGCUCCUUUAUUUUAUAAUUAUAAUUAAUUAAUAGUAAGAGCAAACACACAGAAAGAUGAUUCGGCAAUUGAGAACUCAGUAUUCAUCAGCGAGACGUUGAGAAGCGGUUUUCGUCGCUCGAUCCAGAGCAACUUCCCAAAGAGGAACGAAGAGGAAAAACAGAUGCGACAGUAUCAAUAGUAGGCAUUAAUUAAAGGAAGAAACGUUGAAGAUGAUAUUAGCACAAUGACUGAUUUGAAUGAGUUUUAGGAAACAACUUGCACCAACUUGCCACGAGAUAGGCUGUUUUAUAGUUUUAUGAAUUUUACUUCCAACAUUCUCUCUGUGAGCGUGAGAUUGUCUUCAAAGAUACGUCGAAAAAUAUAUUAAGUUCAAAGUUGUACAGCAAUUUCAUGCUUAUCUAUUUCUUAUAGAAUUAGAUUAUCUAUUUAUUAAGAGUUAGAUAAUAAGAUGUUGUUUGCGAGUGAUUUGUAAGAUCUUUUAAAUAAGAAACGGUCUUUUAAGUGAGAAACAUACAUUAAAAACGGAAUGCGUGAAUGUUUCAUAUUGUUUAUUGCUGUGAGAUUUUAUAGAUGUUAUAAAGAUUCUGGAAGAAUUGAUUAGUGUUUUAUACAUUAAUUUAUUUAUUACUUCAGUACAUAUAUCUUCCUAGAAAAAGCAAAGCUCCUGCUUUCUAGAGAAAGCAAUAUUAUGUAACUUUUGACGCAGAAUUAUAUCCUGCCUGAAAAAGUGCUCCUCAAAUACAAUUUUUUGUACAAUUAAUUAAAUAAGUUUAUGUCUAUGAAUGUUAUAAUAAAUUAAAAGAUAAACUCUAUAAAAUGUGAUAUCCCCAAAUAAAUUUCGUCAAUUUAAUGCUAUACUGAUAGGUUAAAUUCUUGAUAGGUAUUAUUUAUGCACAUAUUUUAUAUAACAUCAGAAACUUUAAUUAUAUUUUAUUUUCGACGUACUCUUUGUGAGAACGAGAUGUUGGAAGUGAAACUUUAGGGAUGAGAAAAUGUCGUGAUCGAAUAAUCCUAUUCUAUCCUAUUCACACAUUCAUUGUUGUAUAGAAGAGCAAAAGAAUAAUAUAUAUAUAUAUAUAUAUACAUAUAUAUAUGUAUAUGUAUAUGUAUAUGACAUAUACAUACUUAUCAAUUAUGUUAUGCGUGUAAAUUGUUUGACGAAUUAAAUAGAUUUUAUUAAAGUCUGUUUUAAACGAAGGAUAUAUAAGUUACACAUUAUAAUAAGAGAUCCGUUCGAAGAAUCUGAGUGUGAAAUACAUUUAAUGAGAAAUAUGAAAACGUAUGAAUUACCAUACUUUUGCAUUCUUCAUUUUAAUUAUAAAUUAUAAUUUUAUAAGUAAUUUAUAAGUAAUUAUAGGU